Molecule: messenger RNA, 2710 nt
Organism: Myodes glareolus (Bank vole)
Lineage: Eukaryota; Metazoa; Chordata; Mammalia; Rodentia; Cricetidae
Source: RefSeq, a predicted model, not a curated record
CACGCGGGGAGCUAGCAGUCCCGUUUCCCGAUCUUUCCGCCCGGAACCGCCUCGCUGACUCAGUGGCGCCUCAGGCUUCAGGCCAUAGGUCGCGAGGUGGAGGGAUGGCGGGCAAGGCCUGGAGCUGCCCUGAGAUUUCUCAGCCUGCUGCCUGUUGGGCUCUGCUUAGGCCGGAAGUGGAGGGGUUUAGAGGCUGCAAACUUUCCCGGUGCCCCUCCUUGGCGGAGAUGGAACUUCCGCCUGAGUUGAAGACAGGUUUAGAGCCGACUUUUUGCCGUUGUUCUUUACAAGGCACGUUAACUCUCUUCUAGAAGACAGCUUUACAAGGAUCUAGAAGGACCAAAUUUGGGCUCCGGCACUCUGCAGCGACCAGGAACUCAGGAUUCCUAAUCACCGAUCUUAGCGCAUAUGAACGUUCCCCCUUCCUGCAAGUGACAGGAGACCUAAGGGUGCUUAGCAGGUCAUACAUUCUUCAGGAGCUGAGAAUUCAUAAGUCUGGUCUUCACCGUGAUUUGGAACUUCCCAGUCUCAGAAAAGUUGACCAAGGUCUAGAAUUUGUUUUUUCCUAUCCAUAGAAAAGUUAUCUGUGAGAUGGAAGUUUCUGCUAAUUUCCUUGUAGAUAGAAGGACCUCUCCUUCUGCAGGAUGACCUUCCCAGACUUCAGGAGGAUGAUCCCCUUAAGAGUUCCUGAACACUGAAAACUACAUAUAGGACUUACAGCGGUUGAGGAAUUACGUCCAUCACCCAUUCACCAUUUGGGGACUUAUUUUCUCUGUUAAUUAGAAGCCAAGUCAUUUUGUUUGUUUGGUACAAGGCCUUGCUUUGUUGCCUAGGCUUCUUUGUAAUUCCUUAGCUUCCCAAAUGCUGGGAAUACAGACACUUGCUUACUAAAGCAAUUUUCUGUGUACCUUGGCAUGGGCUCUUGAUUUUCCCACGUCCUUUCUCCUCAGGGACUGCACAGGACUGAGUCCAUAUGGAAGAAGAACUGCCUGGUUUCUAUGGAGAAAGUGGCAAGCCAGUCCAGGCUACCCUGUCAUCACUGAAGAUGUUGGAUGUGGGGAAGUGGCCAAUCUUUUCUCUUUGUUCUGAGGAAGAGCUGCAGUUGAUUCGUCAGGCCUGUGUCUUCGGUAGUGCUGGCAAUGAAGUUUUAUACACCACAGUCAACGAUGAGAUCUUUGUGCUCGGCACAAACUGCAGUGGCUGUUUGGGGGUAGGUGACAUUCAGAGCACUCUUGAGCCUCAGAGACUGGAUUCUUUAACCGGCAAAAAGAUAGCCAGCCUCAGCUACGGGAGUGGCCCACACAUUGUCCUUGCAACAACAGAUGGGGAAGUCUUUACCUGGGGUCACAAUGCAUAUAGCCAGCUGGGCAAUGGGACAGCGACUCACGGCUUGCUGCCCUGCCAUAUCUCUACCAAUUUGUCAAAUAAACAAGUCAUUGAGGUGGCCUGUGGGUCUUACCACUCUUUGGUCCUAACAUCCGAUGGAGAGGUAUUUGCCUGGGGUUAUAAUAACUCUGGGCAGGUAGGAUCUGGAUCAACCGCCAAUCAGCCCAUUCCUCGAAGAGUCACAGGAUGUUUGCAGAAUAAAGUAGUUAUGAACAUAGCAUGUGGGCAGAUGUGCUCCAUGGCCGUUGUGGACACUGGAGAGGUCUAUGUCUGGGGUUACAAUGGGAAUGGACAGCUGGGCCUGGGCAGCAGUGGCAACCAGCCAACCCCCUGUAGAGUGGCAGCCCUGCAAGGCAUUCGUGUCCAGCGGGUUGCCUGUGGCUACGCACACACAUUAGUACUAACAGAUGAAGGUCAAGUGUACGCUUGGGGUGCAAAUUCAUAUGGCCAGCUGGGCACUGGCAAUAAAAGUAACCAGUCCUAUCCUACCCCCGUUGUUGUGGAAAAGGACAGGAUCAUAGAGAUUGCAGCCUGUCAUUCUGCCCACACAUCUGCCGCCAAGACCCAGGGUGGGCACGUAUACAUGUGGGGCCAGUGCCGUGGCCAGUCAGUGACCCUUCCCCACCUCACCCACUUCUGCUGCACCGACGAUGUGUUCGCCUGCUUUGCCACCCCUGCCGUCACCUGGCGCCUUCUCUCUGUGGAACCUGAUGACCACCUCACUGUGGCUGAGUCACUGAAGAGGGAAUUCGACAACCCUGACACUGCAGACCUCAAGUUUCUGGUUGAUGGAAAAUACAUUUAUGCUCACAAAGUCCUUCUCAAAAUUAGGUGUGAGCAUUUUCGUUCUUCAUUAGAAGACAGUGAAGAUGAUAUUGUAGAAAUGAGUGAAUUUUCAUAUCCGGUGUUCCGAGCUUUCCUGGAAUACCUAUACACAGAUAACAUCAGCCUAUCUCCUGAGGAGGCAGUAGGAUUGCUAGAUCUGGCCACAUUUUACAGCGAAACUCGGCUGAAAAAGCUCUGUCAGCAGACCAUCAAGCAGGGGAUCUGUGAGGAGAAUGCGAUCGCUCUGCUCUCCGCUGCUGUGAAGUACGACGCUCAGGAUUUAGAAGAGUUCUGCUUCAGAUUUUGUAUAAAUCAUCUGACUGUAGUAACACAGACUUCAGGAUUUGCAGAAAUGGACCAUGAUCUUCUGAAGAACUUUAUCAGCAAAGCCAGCAGAGUUGGAGCCUUUAAGAACUGAUCCCUGAUAUCGAAAGGGAUGUUUAAGGCUUUCCGUGUUACCCCUGCAAAAUAAAUAAAUAAAACAUUUAAAAAAAAAUAA